AUGGCGUCCCGGAGACUCGCUCUGAACCUUUCCAAGGGCCUCACCAAGAGGGCAUUCCCUUCGGCCCCUCUGCGACGAAACUUCGCUACUCCCGUUUCCGCGCCCAUCAAGACCCAGACCACCACCCUCAAGAAUGGCCUGACGGUCGCCACCCAACACUCCCCCUACGCGCAGACCUCCACUGUCGGCAUGUGGAUCGACGCCGGCUCGCGAGCAGAGACAGCAGAGACAAAUGGCACGGCGCACUUCCUCGAGCACUUGGCCUUCAAGGGCACGGCCAACCGGACACAACAACAACUUGAGCUCGAGAUCGAGAACCUCGGCGCGCACCUGAACGCCUACACCUCUCGCGAGAACACCGUAUACUUCGCCAAGGCCCUCAACGAGGACGUGCCGCAAUGUGUCGACAUCCUCGCCGAUAUCCUCCAGAACUCCAAGCUCGAGGCAUCCGCCAUCGAGCGGGAACGCGACGUCAUCCUGCGCGAGUCCGAGGAGGUCGAGAAGCAGAUCGAGGAGGUUGUCUUUGACCACCUUCACGCCACCGCCUUCCAGCACCAGCCUCUGGGCCGUACGAUCCUGGGACCUAAGGAGAACAUCCGUGACAUCACCCGGACCGAGCUCGUGAACUACAUCAAGAACAACUACACUGCCGACCGCAUGGUCCUCGUAGGUGCUGGUGGCAUCCCCCACGACACCCUCGUCGAGCUCGCCGACAAGAACUUUGCCAAGCUGUCUGCAAAGUCCCCCGAGACCCACGCCUACCUCCUCUCCAAGAAGAAGCCCGAGUUCAUUGGAUCUGAUGUCCGGAUACGCGACGACACCAUCCCUACCGCCAACAUUGCCAUUGCGGUGGAGGGUGUUAGCUGGAACGACGACGACUACUUCACUGCUCUGGUCGCCCAGGCUAUCGUUGGCAACUACGACAAGGCUCUGGGCAACGCUCCUCACCAGGGCAGCAAGCUCAGCGGCUUCGUUCACAAGAACGACCUGGCCAACAGCUUCAUGAGCUUCUCUACAAGCUACAGCGACACUGGUCUCUGGGGCAUUUACCUCGUGACCGACAAGCUCACCCGCGUCGACGACCUCGUGCAUUUCGCCAUGCGCGAGUGGUCUCGCCUCUCCCAGUCCGUUACCGAAGCCGAGGUCGAGCGCGCCAAGGCCCAGCUGAAGGCUUCCAUCCUGCUGUCCCUGGACGGCACCACCGCCCUGGCUGAGGACAUUGGCCGACAGAUCGUCACCACUGGCCGACGGAUGAGCCCUGGCGAGAUCGAGCGAACCAUCGACGCUGUCUCUGCCAACGACGUCAUCAGCUUCGCACAGAGGAGGAUCUGGGAUCAGGAUGUCGCUGUUUCUGCUGUCGGCAGCAUCGAGGGUCUGUUCGAUUACCAGAGGCUCCGUGGCGACAUGAGCAGGAUGUUCUCUUAA
Messenger RNA from Diaporthe citri, 1425 nucleotides. RefSeq lists its product as uncharacterized. Gene Ontology annotation, molecular function: metal ion binding; metalloendopeptidase activity. Bases 1 to 1425 code for a protein of 474 amino acids. The record is from RefSeq and is a predicted model, not a curated record. NCBI's taxonomy places the organism in Eukaryota, Fungi, Ascomycota, Sordariomycetes, Diaporthales, Diaporthaceae. The transcript has 4 exons. Gene Ontology annotation, cellular component: mitochondrion.